Molecule: messenger RNA, 840 nt
Organism: Talaromyces atroroseus
Lineage: Eukaryota; Fungi; Ascomycota; Eurotiomycetes; Eurotiales; Trichocomaceae
Product: Prohibitin-1
Exons: 2
Coding region: 1-840 (279 amino acids)
Biological process (GO): mitochondrion organization
Cellular component (GO): mitochondrion; membrane
Source: RefSeq, a predicted model, not a curated record
AUGGCAUCUCCAAACGCACUUCUUCGGUGGUUUGCUCUGCCGAUUGCAGGUGCUCUCGCCAUCGAUGCCUCCAUGUACGAUGUCAAGGGCGGCACGCGCGCCGUUAUAUUCGACCGCUUGACCGGAGUCCAGGAAAAAGUCGUCGGCGAAGGAACGCAUUUCCUUGUCCCCUGGCUGCAAAGGAGUAUUAUUUAUGAUGUGCGCACUAAGCCGAGAAAUAUUUCCACGACAACGGGAUCCAAAGAUUUGCAGAUGGUUAGCUUGACGCUGCGAGUGUUGCAUCGUCCGGAGGUGCCGAACUUGCCUAAGAUCUACCAAUCCUACGGAACAGACUAUGAUGAGCGUGUCUUGCCAUCCAUCGGAAACGAAGUCCUCAAGGCCAUCGUCGCCCAAUUCGAUGCCGCCGAACUCAUCACCCAGCGAGAAGCAGUAUCCAAUCGAAUCCGCACGGACCUCAUGCGUCGCGCCGAACAAUUCAAUAUUGCGCUUGAAGACGUAUCCAUCACACACAUGACCUUUGGCAAGGAAUUCACUCGGGCCGUCGAACAGAAGCAGAUUGCGCAACAAGACGCCGAACGAGCACGAUUCAUCGUCGAGCGUGCCGAACAAGAGCGUCAAGCAAACGUUAUCCGCGCUGAGGGUGAAGCCGAGAGUGCUGACAUUAUCUCCAAGGCUGUUGCCAAGGCUGGUACGGGUCUGAUUGAGAUUCGCAGAAUCGACGCUAGUAAAGAGAUUGCUGCUACUUUGGCGAAUAAUCCUAAUGUUACUUAUCUGCCUGGUGGAGGAGAGGGUAAAGAUAGCGGUAAAAGCACAAGUUUGCUUUUAGGAUUGAGGAGUUGA